AUGACGGCUUGGGACAAAGAAGCGUCUGAAGGGAUUGGUGUUUUGCCAGAUGAAAUAAUUCUAUAUGUUUUCAAGUUUCUACCAUUAGAAACUUUACUUAUUUGUGAGAAAGUUUGCAGACACUGGAGAAAACUAGCCCAUGAUACUACUUUAUGGCGUCAUUUUGUUAUUAUUUACUCAGGAAAACCAGGCCAGAGUGAAGUAAGUGAAAAAAAUUUGGAGAUAAUUUGCAGCCAUAGUCAAAUUAUUUUUUGUUUGAAACUGCAGUAUCUGUAUAACUAUCAAGAUAUUAAAUCUAUCAUGGAAAAAUGUUGUAAUCUUGUCUCUAUUGAGUUAGUUAUGUGUAGACUUUGUAAGGAAUUUGAAGAUGACAUAAAGAAGUGGCCAAAUCUAAAGAAAAUAAAUUUAAAGAAUUCUCUAGUAUUAAGUAAUGAAGAUUUAGUUAUUUAUUAUGAUCAGUUUAAAGAUCUUAACUUCUUGGCUUUAUCUGAUUUUGGUCUCUCUUUAGCAAACUGUAAUUCUUUAUUGAAUUGUCAAUACCUAAAUCAUAUUCUUAUAGAAAAAAUUAAAAAUCUUAGUUUAGAUUAUAUGAAGGAAUUAAUUUUGUCUAAGCAAACAAGUAUAAUUACUUUACAUAUUUACGGUGGUGAUUCUAUUGAUGAUCAUUGUUUACAAUUAUUAUCGCAGUGUUCAUUAUUGAAGGAUUUGGCUAUCAUAAGAUGUGAAAAUCUUACAGAUAAAGGAUUUAUAUCAUUGGUGAAUUUGAAUGAAAUAAAACAUUUACAGAUUUGGAAUAACUUAAAUUUUUCUGAAUUAGUAUUGCUCCAAACACUCAGCAGUCCUAAUAUGAAAGUGCUGCAAAGCCUGAGUCUUUCACGGAUAAUAAAUGUUUCACCAGUUAUUGUCGAUACCAUAUCAGAGUACUAUAAGAACUUAAAAUUUUUAGCUCUAUACCAAUGCCCGAGAAUUAUAAAUACAGAUUAUGAAAAACAGUUAAAAUCGAAAUUCCGAAAUAUUGAGGUAGUAUUAUAUUGA
This is a messenger RNA of Parnassius mnemosyne (clouded apollo), 1035 nucleotides long. NCBI's taxonomy places the organism in Eukaryota, Metazoa, Arthropoda, Insecta, Lepidoptera, Papilionidae. The record is from the annotation of a GenBank genome assembly.